Toxoplasma gondii ME49 is the source of this 7471-nucleotide messenger RNA. RefSeq names its product cAMP-dependent protein kinase regulatory subunit. Gene Ontology annotation, molecular function: cAMP-dependent protein kinase regulator activity. Gene Ontology annotation, biological process: regulation of protein phosphorylation. Bases 5221 to 6378 code for a protein of 385 amino acids. The record is from RefSeq and is a predicted model, not a curated record. Lineage: Eukaryota; Apicomplexa; Conoidasida; Eucoccidiorida; Sarcocystidae. The transcript is spliced from 7 exons. Gene Ontology annotation, cellular component: cAMP-dependent protein kinase complex.
UCUGCGGGCGCCUUUGUCUGUUGAAAGAGCAGGGCGUCAUCCAAGGCGACUCCAUCUGUUUUAUCCCACGACAGCCUAGGCAACAAGUGCAGGGCACGGUAACAGCUCUGUGGACUGGAAGUGUUGCUUUCCACUGGUGACCCGAAAGUAAACACGGGGAGAACGUAAGAGACAGCUUCAUUGGUACGAUUUGCUUUGGAUUUUGAAGGCAAAAGCAAGCACUUGCUGUCACUCUGUGUUAGAGCCUCGAUCUGCACAGCGCCAGUUGGCCUGUUCGGUCCUAGGCAGCCCCUGGGUAGCACGUUGCCUCAUGGGUCCACUGGUCGAUGUUAAGCUGUCAGACUCAUCUUAGUUCAAAUCCUCCACUGAAAUGACCGUCACGGUUGCGCUUACGAAACAAAGCAUGGUCCCCUUUACCCCCUUAAGCGAUUUCCUGUUGGCGGUCAGACCAGCUCCUGAAUUGCUAGGACAACAAAAAUCCAGUCCGUGUACUCCGUGCAUACCAAUAUUAGGAAGGAGACUGCCUUCCGAUGGAGGAUAAAUACGUUCGAUUCAGUCCCAUGAGACCCUCGUACUGUGUUCACAGCUUCGUGCUCUUUUGCAGGGCUUUGCUGGUAGUUCGCUUGAAGCGUGCACAGCAACUACGAGAGAAGCAUACGUUGCCGCAACUUCUACGACACCACACAGGGAAAGUUUACUGUGACGUGUUCCCCCGCAACCAUGUAGUGCCACUACCGGCAGCCAGUGUCUUAUGGGUCUGCUGCACUACCGGUGGCAGUGUCAGCGCCGAACGUUGCUCGUUUAUGAAUAAAUCGCGCUGCUUCAACGGUUGAAGUGAAUGGGGCAGCGUGGCACACGCAGACGCACUCGUGCCCAGUAACACUUCACCCUCUCUUAACUCCCGCACAAAAGGCACACCGAUGCUGUUUUACCCGAGGCGCAACGAUCACCACCAAAUCUGCUCGUUCUGUUUCUUUCCCGAAGCCUGUUUCUCAUCGUCUCCAAGCAUGAACUCCCCUUUUGUACGCUGCUCCUCAUGCCUCACAGGUUGCACUCACUAAAUCGUUCUUCCUUUGCUGCUGCCAAAAAUCGAAGGGCGGGACCCUUGCAGGUGCCAUCGCUCUCAGCAGCGCUGCCAACAGAUGCAAAUAAGAAGAGUUUCGUGACACCAUGAGGAUCCGAGAGAAAAGCAAACGGGUUUGCCGGAGUUUCGGGCACCCAUCGACUUGGUCGCCGAACCACGAAAUGUACAGUGGCCGCUCACAGGAAAACAGACAGGCGAAUUCACCGGAGAAAGAAACUUUUUUCACUUCCUUUCGGCGUUCGUAAGAUCUUUGUCGGCUAUCAGCUCCAAGUGCAGCUGAGGGUGGAAAUGUCGCAUACGGCGUCGUUGGCCUCUCAGUUCGCUACGUUUCUAGCUGCAACGAAGCGGCACCAGCAUGAGAUCGUUAGUGAAAGAUCGUGUGUUCAAGACACUUAAUCUUUCCUUUUACUGUCCCAUUCCAUGAGUAUCCUGGCUUCGAUUUCAGUGCACAGUGGAAUCGGGUGAGCUUUGUCAUGUACAUGCGCUUCUAUCGGGAACUGAAUUGGAUUCUGAACAUCUGCGAUGGGUUUUUGACGACCGCAAACACCUGCAUGCUAAAGGGAGUGCUUCAAUCAAUUGAGCCUAGUCCAUAGUAGGGCCAUAACGCUCAAAAGUAAAGCGGUAGUCGACGCUGCAUCGUUUUUCAGGUACGCUUGUUGAAGGAUUUUUUUAACUUCCUAGCACUGGGUAGGUGUCAGUAUCCUUACUUCAUAAUUACUUUUUGCGGACUCCAGCAUAUUAUGUUCAUCAAAACCGACUAGAGCGAAUCAGCACUCCGUCUCCUUUAUUUGGAGGGAAAUAACAGGAAACUGCAUUAACGCAGCGUCGCGUAAAAUGACAGUGACGGCUCAAAAUUGCAAUAGGACCACAAGAGGUACAACACCUUGGGAAGCAUCUGACCGCGCAGAAAUCGAGUUGCCGGUCGUGUGCGUGGCGAAUGGUGAGCGAGAACGUCAUAUUUGGAUAUCCAGCACGCUUCUUCACGUAUUAUACGGCGUGCACUGAUGCGUGGUUCCCGGCAAGAGUUCCUAAAAAGAUGUAAGUAGGGCACCGUGGGCUCGCUAUACACACUGACUCCAGUAACGGAUUCGUACAGCAGCGCCACAUAGCCAACUUGACCCUUUAAGUUGAGGCGUCACAGUUUGAAGAAGCGACACUGUGGCAGCGUUGUGCAUCACAAAAGAGCUCGGGAUCCUACGCUCAGAACAACUGAUGGGGAUUCUGGCCACAGAAAGUGCAGUCGACACAACGCUCACCCUAUACGUUCCGAAGACAGCCGCAAGAAACUGUGCUGCCUCUGAGACAAGAAACAUAUUCGAGUACGUACAAGGCACCGGGAGUGAUGGAAAAUCAAUUUCAACCGUGUGGUCAAAAUUUAGAAGGUUUUAAGAGCGGAACAUGCCAAUUCCCGUGCUGAUUUUCACCGGACUACUCAAGAAUACAAUGCUUCCUUUCAACGUCACACAUCCUCCGUUGUCGUGAGGAUAUUCGAACAGGGAGGUUAAAGCUCCCCGUUAAGGCGGUAAAUCGUAAAGGGCAUCCCGUGCUCAAUAACUUGAAUCUGGAACUGUCUACCCAACAGGGUAAAUUGAAAAGGGCAUCCCGAGCUCAAUAACUUGAAUCUGGAACUGUUUGCCCAACAGCGAGUUAGUGUCCAAGAAAUAGUCAGAGUGCUUUGUGAAUUGACCCGGAUCUACGGUCUUUUUCUUCGCUGACUCAUCUUCCACGGCAUAGCGCAGCUACCAACCAGUCUACAAUGGCACAUCAAGAGCUAAACACGCCAGUGUUGCUCGAAUAAAUUGCCUUUGUAUUGGUACUCGAUGAUGCCGAGAGAUCCACAUUGGGUUGUCAUCCUUUCAGGAAGCAGUAUUAGUUGACGGCGCUGGCUCUACCACUUUGAAACCCCUUUAAAACAUCGUGGAGCUGACGGGGGCACCAAUUGACCGGCUAGCAGCCUUACGAUGCUCCUGUCUUCGCUGCGCUUCAUCAAUAAGGAGUCUAUAUCGUUCACAAAGUAUGAUACGAAAUACAUGCAGGAAACAACCUGUAACCUCGAAGGAACCGGAUGUGCCUCUCCACCUGAAGCGGAGAAGUACAUCAGGCAAGCGGCGCCUGCCACCUCUGUACCACGCAUAAAAGAUGCGCUAGGUCGGAUUCUGUACUUCAGUCGAGAUGACUUCCUCUCAAAACGCUCUUAUGACCAGCGAACCGUCACUCCUCCCUACCCCUAACUCACCGUUUGCACGGGUGUAGCGACAGUCAUCUUCUACGAUGAAUAUUACAAACCUGCUCCGCUCUGCGGCUCACACCCCAACGACGCCACUCUCUAAAAUCAGGUCUCAUAUGCUACGCGUGUGGGUUGAUUCGUCCAACUCUGGAUCGUUCAUCCGGCGCUACGGCGGCUGCUCUGGAACCCCAAAUUUUAGCUCGUGCCCUGCACACACUUCAGGUAUCGAGAUACGUGCUAUGAAUGCCGGUACCCACACCAGUAAGAACUCAGCAUACACUUUCCUUGCAAAAACCUUUAGAAUACUGUCAACAAAGCGGUCUGAAGUCUAUGGUCGUAACUUCACCGGACCGCUAGGUGGCUCCUAACUGCACCCAAAACCCGCACCGAGGUAUAGACUGUGCGAUCAUUGCCAGGAAACAGACCGUCAGCAGCACGGGUGCUAGCAGCGACCGCAUCCUCACUGUUUAGUGAAGCUACAUUGAAACCAUUUUGACGUUAACAUGCGCGAUGGACCAGGCAGAUGCUUCCGCUGAAACCUACGAAUCUUCCAAGUGGCAACACUGCCGCGACAGGUGUCUCCUCUGUUUGCGUUGUCGAGUACUAAAUCGCUCGAAAACUUGGAGUGAAACAUAGGAAUUUCGUAGCGCUCUAACUGUGAACCACAACACUCCAAAGAAAACACAACUCGAAUUUCCAUGCGCUGCUCUGCGAGGUGCCUCUUGCACAGCAUUUUUACCGGCGACGGCACCUCCGAGGAAAUGCGCUUGAACGAUGAAGCGCCAGUUCAUGCGUGGCGUUCACUGAACACCGACUUGCGCCGACUCUAUUCGUGUGAAAAAAAGUGGAAGUCCCCGUCCGCCCACAGAGAGCGAGUCCCACACGGUUUCUAUCUAUCCAUGGAACAUCCUCUCUGUGCGCUUCGCCCCGUCUCGGGCAGGUUGUGAGGACUGGAGGCACACGAAGGUAAACCUCGCGACCUCAGCUGACUUACGUCCGCAAGGCUCCUUCCCACAAGGCGUGAAGGAGCAGAGAAACACCCGCCGUCGUGUUUUACCCCAACCGUCAAAAGUGUGAACGUGUGCCCGCUGCGGUCUCCGCUUCCGUCUCACUACACAGAACUACAUACUUCCUCGGCCGAAACACGUUGAGGCGGCUUGUUGGUCGGCCUGCUGCGUCGCGCUCUUGCGCAGCUUCUUUUUCAGGUGCAGCGCCCGGAAUGUCGGCCAAUGCACAGCUGAGUGCGUCGCCUGGUAGGUAGCGGAGCAAGUGCCCGUUUGCGGUUUUGUUUACCCGAGCAGCCCGCUUUUUUUGGUCUUGCUGUCGCGCUUUCGUCCUUCCAGCCCUUCAUCUCGAAGGUUUCUGUUGUUUCUGAUAUGCUGUCGUCCGUCCGUCUUACUUUGUUCAGUCGCGCGUUUUCCACCCUCCGGUCUACGUACACCCCGUAGCAGCUGCAACGCGAGUCCAAGUUCUUCGCUUCGUUUCGCCCGGCAGCAGAAGAGCACGUCCUUCUCCCGCCCUCUUUUUUUCGACUCUCUUCAGCGAGCGAGAAAAGGCUGGUCGACACAGAGCCGCUUAGCAGCUUACAUAGUCGCGCGCGCGACAAAAGUCGCUCUCAUUUCCAGCGUCGAUCGCGCCUGCGAACUUCGAGGUCCGCGAACGGACAUGUCUGUGACCUGCAGCCUUUCCGUUACGCGCCACGCUGUUUAGCUCGCGUUUGUUUUCUUUCUGACAGUCCUUCCUUUCCUCGGUUCUCUCGCAAUUUCUCUUAGCUCCUGCACUGUCGUCACUUUUCUCCUGCCACGUUUCUCGGCCUCCUCAACGUUUUCCCUCCUUCCUCUCCCUCCUCGGCGUGUCCCCUUUUUCUGCUUCUUUUUGCCCGCCACGUUCCGCGUAUCGUUUUCGCAAAAUGGGUAACGUUUGUGAAUGCCAAAAGGCGGAGAUUGUUAACGAGGUCUCGCUGGCAGCACCAGUCGUGACGAAAGGGAGCAAGGGAAAGGGAGCAACCGGCAGUUCGUCUUCCGGUCAGAAGGCCUCUGGAUCCAAAGCCGCCUCCUCGAACUCUUCGACGGUCGUCCCUCAAUUGACGGAAGACGAUCUUGAUACCGAAGACGAAAAGGAUGACGACGUCGUCGAAGAAAUGCCUCAGCCGAGCGAGGCGUACAUGUCGCGCGCGAAGAAUCGCCAGUCGGUCAGCGCAGAGGCGUACGGCGAGUGGAAUAAACGCAAGAAGUUCGUGGCUCCGGUAUACCCCAAGACCGCAGAGCAGAAGGAGCGUAUCACCAAGGUCAUUGAAAGCUCUUUCCUUUUCAGCUCUCUGGACAUUGAAGAUUUAGAGACUGUGAUCAACGCAUUUCAAGAAGUUUCAGUCAAGAAGGGGACGGUGAUCAUUCGUCAAGGCGACGACGGAGACCGGCUGUACCUGAUCGAGACGGGAGAAGUGGACGUGAUGAAAAAGUUUCCUGGAGAGAAAGAGAACAAGUUUCUCUGCAAGAUGCAUCCAGGCGACGCAUUUGGAGAACUGGCUCUCAUGUACAACGCCCCGCGUGCAGCGACAGUCAUCGCUGCCGACGACAUGCUCCUCUGGGCUCUCGACCGAGACUCCUUCACCAACAUCGUUCGGGACGCAGCAGCCAAAAAACGCGAAAUCUUUGAAGAAUCCCUCAAGGAGGUGCGCAUCUUGGAAGACAUGGAUCCGUACGAGCGGUCAAAGUUGUCGGAUGCGCUGCGGACGGCGACGUACGAGGACGGCGACGUGAUCAUCAAGGAAGGGGAGACAGGAGACACUUUCUACAUUCUGUUGGAGGGAGCAGCGGAGGCUAUCAAGAACGACAAAGUUGUGAUGGAGUACAAGAAGGGGGGCUUCUUCGGAGAGCUCGCGCUGCUGAAAGACCAGCCGCGCGCGGCGACAGUCGUCGCGAAGAGCCAUGUUCAAGUCGCGUACAUGGACAGAAAGAGCUUCAAGCGCCUUCUGGGACCUGUUGAGCAGAUCUUGAUGAGAAACCAAGACAACUACCGCAAAGCGAUGAAGCAGCUCGGACUCGACACCAAAUACCUCGACAAAUAAGGAAGGGAACAAGGGGACGGACGUCGAGAAAGGAAGCGGAGCACGAAGAUCCGGGAGAGAAGCAGCCGAAGCAAACCGAGCACCAGAAAGGGGAGAGAGGUGACGCAUAUGGAAGAAGGGGAGAGAGGUGACGGAUAUGGAAGAGUUUGUGGGGAAAAAGAGGACGAGGAAGGAUCACCGGACUCUUGUCCUGCCGAUGAGCCUCCCUGGAGAAGAGAGCAGGGAACACCGGGUGGAAGCGAGGCGGUAGUCGCCAGAGGGCUUCUUCUGUCGUGUGGGCAAGAAUUUGCUUCGAGGAAAAGAAAAAGGAAUUCGCUUUUUUUCCCAGCUCAUGCAGUCGUCUUCAGCCUCCGUGCAUGCGAAUACGAAGGCGGGAGACUUCGCGAGUGGAAGUUCACGACGUUGCAUGCAACAGCUUCAUUCGUAGUCUGGUGUAUUUUAAUUCACAUGCCUCGAGGAAUAGUGCUUCACUGGAGUUCGGAGUGAAUAUCCGCCAUCUUCUCUCCUGGAAGCUUUGCCUUAGCUCGACGCAUGCAGAGAGACUCUGGGAGUCUCGGAAUAUUUGAGAGCCUUUUGAACCGCGAGCACGUCAACGCAGCGGGGCCAGACAACCUCUCUCCAGUUGCCUUCUUGGUUUCUUCUGCGUCUCUUCUUUCUCGUCGCUCCCGCCGUUCCUUCUCUAUUGGGUUCUCUCUCUCGCUGGUUCUUUCGGUGUCUCUUCCCUUGCUCUCCAAUCUCGUUUCUCUCUUCUCUUUGCUUCUCUCUGUGGUUCUCGCUCCUCUGCGCCACAACGGACUUCACCCGUUUGUCUGCGCUCCGGAGAAAUCUCGAGUUUCCAGUGGCCGAGGCAGAAAGGUUUUCGCAGCUUUGCUCGAAGGACAGAGCACGAAGUUGAGCUCACGGACCUUUUCUCGAAGUUCAGAGCUUCGUCUGCAAAAAGAAACUCCACUCUCUGCUAACCGUCUUCCCUGAUCCACCGUCGACGGUCUCCACACAUUCACCUGUACCUGCGUUAGACUGUAAAACCUACACCCUAAAUGCACAACUUCCAGUAAAGAACUUCAGAUGGACACACCUCCACUUAACAUUUUAC